CAAAAGAUCGGGUAUUUUCUUCUAAAAAUCAGUAAUGAGUGAAGUAACUUACUCUAAUGUGGUAAUUCAACGUCCAUCUCAGCCACCAACAAGGCAAGAAAAUGAAACAACUAAAAGUAAAGUCCCAUCAAAUGUUAGAAAUCAAGAUCUUUCUGCUCCAUCCUCUUCAUGGAAAACCAUUGCCGUGAUCCUGGGGAUCAUUUGCCUGAUGCUUAUUUUGUCUUUUGGAGUCUUAGUUACAAAGUGGUCUCAUAAAUUAUUUCAAGAAGAAUAUACAGGAAAUAUCUCCUGCAACAAUGAACCAAGUAAAACAGUGGUUUGGAAAUGUCCUACUUGUCUAAACAACUGGAAUCAGCAUGGAGAAAAUUGCUACUAUUUUGUGAAAAAGACUCAUCCUUGGAAAAAGUGUCAGUAUCACUGCAAGGGUUUCAAUUCAAGUUUUCUGAAAUUGAAUACUGAAGAAGAGCUGAAUUUUGUGAAGAAAUUCUCAAAGACACAAUGUGAUAUGCAGAAAGAAAAGUUUUCCAUCAGUCUAUACUACAGCAGCAAACAACUGAAAUGGCUAUGGCAAGAUGGCACUAAUUUUACCCUAAACAAGCUUCAAAUUCCAGAACAUGUGAAUGGUAAUGACAUAUGCAUAUUUAUAAAAUAUGGCCAGAUCAUUACUGAGGAUUGCCAAACUGAGGGUUAUUGUAUCUGUAAGCAGGCAGCACAUUCAGAUUAGAUAAAAAUACAACAGAAAGAAAAGAAAUAACCAUUUGAUAUUUCCCAGUGAGUUGACUUCAACUAUGUGAAAUAUUUAUUUAAUAAAUACAGAAGUCACUAAACAUGGCAUCUAACAAUAUAAAUAUUAUGAAUAGCAUGUUAGUUACAUAGGAAAUGAUACAAAGAAAAUUAUGAGUGUUAAAGAACAUUAUGGACGGAACUUUAAAUAAAAUCUUACAUUAAUGAAACAGUUAUUAAAUAGAU
Messenger RNA from Talpa occidentalis (Iberian mole), 969 nucleotides. Its product is annotated as natural killer cells antigen CD94-like. The transcript is spliced from 7 exons. Gene Ontology annotation, biological process: cellular response to molecule of fungal origin. Gene Ontology annotation, molecular function: (1->3)-beta-D-glucan binding. NCBI's taxonomy places the organism in Eukaryota, Metazoa, Chordata, Mammalia, Eulipotyphla, Talpidae. The record is from RefSeq and is a predicted model, not a curated record. Bases 35 to 724 code for a protein of 229 amino acids.